AUGAGUGAAAUACCUGGAUGUGGGUCAGGAGGCUGGACACUAGUUAUGAAAGUGGAUGGCAACCAGGUAAAUAAAAUUCCACUGCACAAAUAAACGGCGGAUUCGAGACACUUAUACAUUCUUUGACAUAUCGUCACAAUGCAGACCUAUUGUGGUUUAGUACUGUAAACAAAGAUAUGGAUAUAACAAUAAUAUGCAUCUGACAAUACAAUUUAAUUCAUUCCUGCACUAGAAGACAUGUUAUUCACAACCAGUGUUGUAACGAGUCACCAACAGGUCGAGUCACGAGUCGAGUCAUUUUACUAUCUGAUCAAGUUGAGUCGAGUCAGUGGUCUCACUCGAGUCGAGUCCGAGUCGAAUCAAUGGCUACGCGAAUUGUACGGUGAACAAAAAGGUAAACCAAAAUGCCAUUUUACAAGUGGAAACAUGCCUAUAGAUCUGCAUCGAGAAUUACUUUUUAUUUCUUCAAGCUCUUUCAGGACUCUUCCCAACCUAUUCAACAACAAUAGUUUUGAUGAAUUUAUCAUGAAAAAGUUGUAGCUGAGUUGACUCGAGUCAUUUAAGGCAGAUAUCAACAAAUCGAGUCGGGUCGAGGUAUUUGGGGGUUGUUGACUCGACUCAAGUCAUUUCUCGUAUUCGAAUCGCGUCGCAGAAAAUUGCGACUGGAGUAGACUCGAGUCCGAGUCAAUGAAUCGACUCGUUACAACACUGUUCACAACACAAAUUUGAGUACAAAUAUGGAGAGGGAGUGGACAUUAGUUUGCCAUACAAGGAGGGAAGGGUUUUGCCUUUAAAUGUCUUGAAAUGUUCACCUUACAGGUAGAAAAACACGCUUAUUUUUUAUGUGCAUUAAAAUAUCCAAAGCAUUUAUUUGGAACUAAACAAAUGAACCAAUCAUCAAAAUUUUGCAAUUCGUAUGGUAUGGUAUGGUAUUGGUAUGGUAUGGUAAACUUUAUUCAAAGACGCUGGCCUCAGCUUGUCAACAGUUUGUCGGUUUCCACGAAGAACGUCAAACCAUUAAAGUUCUAUACAAGAAAACUAUUUACAGGAAUUAUAUACGAAAUAAGAAAAUGUGCAGAAAUUAUAUUAGUGGGUGGAAAUUGCUUGAAAUUUCACCAUCCCUGUCAAUGUAAACUCCUAACAUUUCAAUUUUCUUCUCUCGCGGUCGCUGCUGACAUGAUUACAUAUCGAUUCGAAAUGAUCACUUUUUACGCAUAUUUAGAUCACUUUUUACGCAAGUUUAUACCACGCGAUACGCGCUCGUGUUUACAGGUAUUAACGUCCUACAUGGUUUUUGCGCGUGCAUGUGUACUUGUUGGCGCAAUGCUGAUGUGGAGAAUUAUUUACCGGUCAUUGAUCAUACCAAAUGACUAAAAAAUAUCCAGCUUAAUUAAGUGAACAACUUUCCUUUAUAGACGGAUUUUAACUACAGCUCCCCGUACUGGACAAACAAGAUACCCUACGCAGUUGAAGACGGGCUUGCAGGCUUGACAGAAAAACAAACAAAACUGGCAUCUUACUGGAACACACCGUUUAGCACAAUGUGCCUCGGAAUGAAAGUGAAAAACGUUACAAAAUGGAUUAGUUUCGACCACCAAGGAAGCUCACUGUUCAAUGAGAUCGAAGACGGAACCUUUAAAGAAAUAACAGCGGGGCGACAAAAGUGGAAAUCGCUUUCUGAUGGUUCAUUAUUGCAGCAACACUGCAAUAAAGAAGGGUUUAAUUAUCAUAAGGAAGUCAACUCCCAAAAAUUUGGGCACAUGUAUAUGAAAAUGCGGAUUGGUAUGGCUGCAAAUAACGAAAACAACUGCAAAACUCCUGACACGUGUAUUGGCUUUGGUACUUCAGUGCGUGGAUGUUAUGGUAAUGCAAUAAGCACAACGUGUGGUAGUAUGGCCGUUUGUCUUUAUUCUAGUAAUAUUGCAGCAUUCGGAUUUAUAUUUGUACAGUAGUAUUCGCAACUAUUGUCGAAAACUAUGACUUGUACAUCCAGUCUCAGGACUAUUGCAUGGAUACAAAUAUAUAUUAACCUAAACUGUAGAUGUUUUUUUGAUUGGCACAUACUAAUAAAGGGUCAGUGAUAGCACUGCAGUUUGAGACUCGUUUUUUAGAAAUUAAAUAGUUUAGUUUCAUUGUGUUUGCAUGAAUAUUUUCAAUAACUUCGAGUUAAGCCCUUCUUUUUUCACGGGGCUUAAAGUGCCUAUGUCAUAGUCAGGGAAUUAGCCUAUAGUUAGAUAGGUCAGAUGAUUUUAAGAAAUUUUGCAAUACAUUUUAUAAUUCGAAAAUUUGAUCUUCGUAGACUUUCAGGGGCUCAAAUUUACAAAAGUACUGGGGCAAGAAUGCCUUUUAGCGCCGGCGUGACGUCAUACCGGGAACUCAUCAAAACAAAAUACAUAUGAUUUACUAUAGUUUCCUGAUAAGUAUAUCGAGUAUAAAUUGGAUGUUUCUGGAAAUUUCUUUGAUAUUUCGAUAGUUGAAAUUUAAAUGUAACUAUAAUCUUUAACCUUCGGUUAUCCAACUGACAGGAAGAUUGGGCGAGAUACUAAUUUUAUGGAUGAGUGUGCAGGUCAAACACGUAUACGCUGAUGCUAAUUUAUCUUGAUUUAUAUACAGAAAUAUCGGGACAAAACGGCAAAGAACUGUAGACUGUUGUUAAACCUAAUUCAGCAGAAUAUAUUCGCUUUGCCCUCGGCAUUGCCAAUGCAGGCCGGAUUGGCGCAAAUUAUUGGGAGCCCAACGCCUCGUCCAGGAUCAAUACAGAGUCAGAGGCGUUGGUUUGCUUGUUGGUUUGCUUGAUUUUGGACGUCAUGAUGUGCCGUAAGUUGGUGAAAAGGGUGGGUAAAUAGGAUUUUUGUGAUUUAAAAGAGAAGUUCCAAAGGCAAAGUGAAAUUGUUCUAUUGUGACCGAUAGUUAUAUGCAUGAGAAAAUUGAUCUUUGAAUAAAGUCGCCAUUCUAGUUUUGCCUGCAGAAUGCAUAAACAAAGCAAGAAUAAAAUAUAUUUAUGGUUCUGGGCAACAAAUAUAUUUAUGGUUCUGGGCAGCAUAUUUAAAACAACAUUGUUUUAAACUUGUUAUUUUGAAAACCUUGUUUAGUUCUUGAGUAUAUAGCCUACUUUAAAAUUCUAGACUUGUCUGUUAGCAGAUGAAACCACUUCAUUGCCAAAUGUAAACAAAGCAAAGCCAAGGCAAUGGGUCAAUCCAGAUUUCCAGACCCAAGGAUUACACUUACAUUAAUUGAUAGCUCGCAAUUUUCCAAAAUGAUUUAUGGCUCAUGGAUCAAUAUAAUGUCAGACCCCAAAACCAUAUUACUCCAAUAUAAAUUUAUAAUUUAUAAAUAUAAUAGAAUUCCUCGCUUUAUUUGCAUCUUGCAACCAGGCAAGUUCGGCACCCCAAAUAAAUUGAAUAAUACAAAGAACAAAUGUUUCAAAAUGUUGUCACAUUUAAUUGAAAAAUUUAUUAUAUCCAAACCGUGACGUUUUUAGGAUAAAGAGUAUGGUAAAGACUUGUAUGUCAUAGCUCACAAAUGAAAUACAAUAGCCCCUUUGGCUUGCCGGCAUUGUUUACAUUAGGCAUUUUGCUAGCAGACAAGGUCAAAUGUCGAAAAAAUACAAUAGAAUAAUUUUCAAAAUGAUUAUAGUUUACUAUAAUUAAGAAAGUGAUUUUUAUUAUUCAUGAAUCAGAAAUAUAAAGAUGUGUCAUAUCUAACAAAAUGUAGCCUAGUUGUAUUAUUUCAUGAACACAAUAUAAUAGAUCUGGCAACUUGCUUUGUUUACAUUUUGGCGAUUUUGCAAGAGUAGCUUGAUUCACGAAUUUAUUCAAAUAUUAACUUUUUCAUGAAUACCUAUCAAUCACAAUAAAACAAGUUCACUUUGCCUUCAGAGUUUCUCUUUUUAAAUCAUAUAAAAUUUGUAUUUACACCUUUUCACAAAUUUACGGCACAUUCUGACGCGGCUAUGACGCCCAAAUUCAAGGCAAACCGGUGCUUCUAUUGAUCCUGGACGAGGUGUUUUGCCCACAAUAAUUUCCAAUCUGGCUUGUAUUGGCAAAGAGAAUAGAUUCUCCUGGAUUGGGUUUAUUAACAGUCUACAGUUUAAAUUGCCGUUUUGUCCCGAUAUUUCUGUUUAGUAUUUUUGCACAAGUGAACAUAACAAAUCCUACAACCUGAUUGGUCAAAUUUGACGUAUUAAGCUGUUGUAUAACAAAACUGAAAUUUUCAAAAUGGCGGCUAGCCGUUUUGUGGAAGUUUACUGAUAAAGAAAUAAGCAAAAUUAAAAUAAAUUCCGUACCAAAUAACACAAAAGACUUGUGUAAAAAUACUAAAACAAUUAUUCGCCUCAGGCUCGGUGAUUAUCGGGGAAUAUUCACCUCGACUUCGUCUCGGCGAAUAUUCCCCGAUAAUCACCUCGCCUUCGCAAAUAAUUGUUAAAUGUAAAUCAAGAUAGAUUAGCAUCAGCGUAUACGUGUUUGACCUGCACACUCAUCUAUAAAACAAGACGCCUGCUCAGGCGUUCACACUGACCUGAAAAUGACGACAUACGUGCUAUGGUGGAAUAGACAAGAAUACAAAACGUGAACCGCAAACGCAAAGUGUGAAACGGUGAAAGGCUAAAAGAGUGGCGUUGAUCCUCAGGAGAUGUUUUCGUAAUGCCCAAUGAAACACAAGUAUUACUCACAAAUACAAACGUUAUCCAUAAAUGCACAUGGUCUCUGAGCAUGCGAUGCGCUACUAAACACAGACAACAUUGUUUACAUUCCGUGAUUCGGUAUUUAUAAACGUAGAAAAUUCGAAAAACUCGGCGAUCCAGAUAUUGCAUUUCCAGAGACGUUGCAGGAAAAAAAACACCCAGUCAACUUCCAAGAAAGUGCAGAGAAGGAUAAAUCCAAAAUCCACAGAAAAACGCGCUAAAGUUCGUUGACAAAUGAAUAAAUUGUUCGAGACAGAAAUAGUCACUCAUUGAAUGGCCGCCGUCUUGAAAUCUGAUCUGUAUAGUAAACUGGAACGACUGGAACACUUGAAACUGAGCCUGCGAUGCGCUAAAGCAAACUCGAUUUCUCGACGACGGGAAAAACAGAUAUUUAGGGAUUUAAAACACUUGACCUUUCAGGUCAGUGUAAUUAGUGUCUCGCUCAAUCUGCCUGUCAGUUGGAUAACUGAAGGUUAAGGAUAUAGUCUAUUUAAAUUUCAAUCGAAGAAAUUAGCAGAAACAUCUAAUUUAUACUCAAUUUUAUCAAGAAACUAUAGUAAAUCAUAUGUAUUUUGUUUUGAUGAAUUCUCGGUUUGACGUCACAUCCGACGUCUCGCCCUAGUCCUUUUACACUCUCGGUUAAAAUUUGAGCCUCUGAUAGUCCAUGAAGACCAAAUUUUCGAAUUAUAAAAUAUAUUGCAAAAGUUCUUAAAAUCAUCUAAACUAUCUAAAUAGGCUAAUUCCCUGACUGUGACAUUGGCACUUUAACUCGAACUUUCCAAGUUGUGUUUCUUUCUUCGAGUUAAGCCCUUGACGAAAAUGGGUGUGGUUUGGGCGGGGUCGUGGCUUAACUCGAAAAGGGCUUAAAUCGAAAGGCUUAACUCGAAAAGGGCUUAAUUCGAAGGGCUUAACUCGAGGGGCUUAACUCGAAGAUUACCUUUCUCCUUUCAAACAAUGCACGUAACCCCCUGAUAACCUGAUCGACGUUCAGAUGGUGAGCCAAUUAGAUUACGUUAUACAGGGUGUCUAAAAAACACGCUAUGGAAAUUCAACCGGCUGUCGUGCAUCAUAAACGUGGUUAAACAGUUAAAUAUUUACAUACGACGAAAGAACAGUUAUUUAGCUUUUCAAUGAUACACUUUUUAAAUCGUUACGAUGAGAAAUGGCCACAUACUCGUCAAAUAAAAACUGCCGGUCGAAAUCACAUUCUUCCACCGUUGAGAAUUGCAUGGAAAACGAACCAUAGACAAUUCCCAAGAGGGAAUUAAAAUUGAAUGUUCAAUUAUCUAAAAUGAGCUCAACUCGUCGACCUUCGUCUUAGUGAGACAACUACUCAAUAAGGUCGUCCAUUAAAUAUGGUUCAAUUAAACCCCUGAACAGAGAACAUUCGUAAUCAAAACGUUUUACGAAACAAAUAGCUUGCAACAGGCUCGCGUUUCAUUUGGAUUGACUACUUUGCAUAAUUAAUGUGAUUAUAUGAUAAAACACGAUAUUAUUUUCUAAUAUCUGAUAAAACACGAGUUUAUAUAAAGAAUACUAAUGAGGACACGACUACAAUACAUACUGCCUUAUUAGUAUUCUUUAUAUAAAGAAUACUAAUUAGGAGUGUUUUAUCAGGUUCAAUGCCACUGCACGUGAUAUAUUAUGGUUGACAUGAUUUGCCAAUAAGCUUAUGAAUUAUUAAUGAGUGUUUGAAAAACAUUAUAUUAGAUUGGGACUUGAUCAAUUGUAAUAUAACAUAGAUAGUUGUUGAAUAAAAUUUGCAAAUUGAAGCGUGUGACUGUGAAAGCAGACAACGAAAUCUGCGACAGACUGGUGUUGCUCCACAAGCUGCAAGUCAGGUAUAACUUGCAAAUAUAUGCCCGAUAAGCAAUUAUCUGUUCUUAUAAAUUAUUAUCAAUUAUCUAUUCUUAUAAAAUGGUUACUUCAUUAUUUUAUCCACAUUCGGUAUCUUUCCAUGAUUCUAAUCCCAAGUACAACCCAAUAGACAACAUGUAUGCUAUAUGGCAUAGCUAUCUUCUUAUACGACAGUGUCGCAUAUUGUGCAGGAAGAUAUUUGAUCAUUUGAUGUAUUAAACAAUCCCAAAUGUAGUGUGAGAGAGCAAGUUGCCACCAUGCAAGGUAAAUUUCAUCAUUUAAUAACCACAGUGAACUAUGCAACUUGAUUGGUCAUUACCCGUGUGUUACAGUGGAAUCAAACAAUCCUGCACGCAAGGGAAGUUUAAAUGACUUUGCGCGGGCUUUUCAAAAUGUCGGACAAUGAAAACUUUUAACGUGCAAAGAUAACAGUAUAUUAAACGAGAGACAAGUUAACAAAAACGUUAAUAAAAUUAUUCGGUUCUCCUUUAAUCUACUAUUAUACCUCAAAUUGUCCAAUCAAUAAACAGCAUUUGUACCACAUGAUAAUGUGACUUUUAUCAUUUACUGACCAGGAGCGGGGGGGGGGGGCAUAUUACCCGAAGUGAUGAUAUUUCACGAGGGGCUUUGCCCGAAGGAAAUAUCACUGAGGGUAAUAUUUCGAUGAAUCUCCGGAAUCUCAGGAAGAAUUUUGAUGUUAUCAGCCGAUGUUGUGUCUCCAUCGUUGACUAAAAUAUUUAACCAAUCUCUUAUUCAGGGAAUUUAUCCAGACGAUUGGAAAAUUGCUAAAGUCGUCCCUGUUUUUAAAAAUGGAGCAAGGAAUGAUUUGAAUAAUUACCGACCAAUAUCAAUAAUUUCGGCUGUUGCUAAAAUAUUCGGCAAAUUAGUGCAUGAUCAAUUUUAUUGCUACUUAACAAGCAAUGAUUUAUUGUCGAAAUAUCAAUCCGGAUUUCGUACAAAUCACAGCACUCUUACCGCUUUGUUGGAAACAACAAAUAGUUGGUGUGUAAAUAUUGAUAACGGCCCCCUUAAUGGAGUUGUUUUCAUUGGUCUAAAGAAAGCGUUUGAUACUAUUGAUCACAACAUACUUCUGAUUAAAUUAAAACAUUAUGGAGUAGAUGAUAAUGCUUUGACAUGGUUCCACUCAUAUUUAACAAAUCAGAAACAAUAGUGUUUUGUCAAUGGAAACUUUUCCGACAGUUGUCCCAUAACUUACGGGGUUCCUCAGGGCUCUAUUAUUGGUCCUCUCUUGUUCUUAGUCUAUAUCAAUGACCUGCCUGAAUGCCUGUAUGAGGGGUUACCUAGAAGUAUGCCGAUGACACCAACAUAAGUUUUCAAAAUAAUAAACUUGAUGAGCUUGAAGAUCUUAUGAAUAUCGAACUUGGAAAACUUAAAGAAUGGCUUAAUGUUAACAAGUUAAGUUUAAAUGUUGCUAAAACUGAGUUCAUGGUUAUCGGUUCUCGUCAAAUACUUGCAACAUUUGAUGACCAUGAAAUUAAUGUUUUUGUAGGCAAUGAUCAAAUUGAAAGAGUCAAUAGCUCUAAAUCUUUAGACUUAAAAUUGAUGUAAACUUGACCUGGAAAAGGCAUAUUGAUGAAAUCUCAAAGAAAGUCUCGGCCGUAAUUAGCGCUUUGAAGCGAAUAAGAAGCUAUAUUAGUCAAGAUACAGCAGCUAGAGUGUAUCAGGGACUAAUUGAGCCAUAUUUUUCCUACUGCGCUCCUGUUUGGGACGGCAUUGGUAGUAAAUUGAGUGAUAAAUUGAAAAAACUUCAAAAUAUAGCCGCACGUGUUAUAACACGUUCUUCCUAUGAUGCUUCAUCUAGCUCUGUACUUGAAGAACUUAUUAGAUGGAAUAAUUUAUAUACUAACCGUAAAAUGCAAAAAGCAAUUCUCAUGUAUAAAGUCACGAACAAUUUAACACCUAUGUAUCUACAAGAUUUGUUUGUAACUAGAGUUAGUCACUAUAGUCUCAGAGAUUCUGAAGGCAAACUGUUUCUCCCUAAACCUAGAACGGAUAUCUUAAGCGCUCCUUUAGUUAUAGUGGAGCUUCAUUAUGGAAUAACUUGCCUGAAUCUCUGAGAUCAUCUUUAUCACUUUCAUCUUUUAAAAGAUCUUUAAAAACUAAUUGUCACAUAUAGCAUGACAGUUUAUGUAAAUUAGUAUUUUGUGUGAUAUAAAAGACUUGUUGUUGACAAGACUGUGGGAUAUAUAUAUACGGAUAUUAAACGUAUUUUACAUGGUGUCAGGUGUGGGAUUCUAUGGAUAGCUUUCACAAGCCGAGUGCUUUAAGUUUUGACGGAAAUACAUCAGAAAAUUGGAGACGAUUAAGCAGCAGUUUCAGAUAUAUUUAGUCGCGUCGGGAAGCGAAGACAAAGACAACCCGAUUAAAAUAGCCAUAUUGUUAAAUUUUGCCGGCGAAGAUGCGAUAGAAGUUUUCAAUACUUUCGCGUUUUCUGCUGGCGAUGAUAAGAAAUUGGAUAAGGUUAUCGAACAGUUUGAAAGGUAUUGUAACCCCAGAAAAAAUGUAGUCUUCGAGAGAUACCAGUUCUGGAAAAUUACGCAGAGAGAUUCAGAGACGGUUGACCAAUUUGUCACAAGAUUAAAGAACAAAGUAAAAUCGUGCGAAUAUACAUCGGUUGACGAUAUGGUAAGGGACAAGUUUGUGUUUAGUAUACAAGACUUAACUGUGAAAGAAAGAUUGUUAAGAGAAGAGAAACUUACACUGGAAAAAGCUAUAAGUAUGGCUAGAGCAGCCGAAGCGUCGAAGGAACAGAUAAAAGUCAUGAAUGCUAGUGCGCAGUCGAGCGAAGCAAAUCAGUCGGUAAAUGUUCUUCGAUAUGACGCCAAUCAAGGAAAAGGGCAGAUAGGUAGCCGCCGUGAAAAAACAAAGUCCGAAAAGUGUGGAUUCUGUGGUAUGGUUCACGCAUUAAGAUCUUGCCCAGGCAUUCGGCAAAACAUGCAACUAUUGUAA
Paramuricea clavata is the source of this 9511-nucleotide messenger RNA. The record is from the annotation of a GenBank genome assembly. Lineage: Eukaryota; Metazoa; Cnidaria; Anthozoa; Malacalcyonacea; Plexauridae.